Culicoides brevitarsis is the source of this 677-nucleotide messenger RNA. RefSeq names its product large ribosomal subunit protein mL48 (gene mRpL48). NCBI's taxonomy places the organism in Eukaryota, Metazoa, Arthropoda, Insecta, Diptera, Ceratopogonidae. The coding region runs from base 79 to 630 and encodes 183 amino acids. The record is from RefSeq and is a predicted model, not a curated record. The transcript is spliced from 3 exons. Gene Ontology annotation, cellular component: mitochondrial ribosome.
GUUAAAAUCACGAAGACACUUUCCUCCAUGCAUGUGAAAAUUCAUCAAAACAAACUUUGAGAAAAAACCUUUGGAAAAAUGUAUCGAGCACUGACAUCCAGACUUGGACAAGUUAUCACACAAAAAAGUGUCAAAAAUCUCGCUCCAAUAAGAUGCAUGGGUCUCUAUGAACCUGAUUAUCUAGAUAAACUUCGACCACAAGUUCCGGUUUACGAAAAUCUAAACAUUGAAAUGACCGGUUACGAUUAUCCUGUGCUAGAAAGCUAUCAAAGACUCGUGCACGAAAUUUGCGAGACCAUGGAAAUGAGUGUAUCCGAUUGCUGGGCUCUGCCAGCGAAGGAAGAGACAAUCACAAGAUUCAAGGCAAACAGUUCGACGGUAGACUCGAGCUACUUGUUGAAGACAUAUAAGCGGAUUGUUCAGGUGGAGCAAGUUAAAGCGCAUCAAGUGCCUCUUUUGACGAGAAUUAUUCAAGCUGGGCUGCCGGAAGGUGUCAAAGUGAAUAUUAUGGAACACACCGAAUUGCAUGACAAGGAGCGAUAUGUGCCGGACCAAGAAUUGAUAGAACUCAAGCAGGAACUAACGGAUAUCGGUGGACCGGUCAUAAAGAAAGACAAACGAAGGCGUUAAAUUGUUACAAAAAGUAUAGUCAAUAAACAUUUUUAGUAACCAUGAAA